UGGGAACCGUGUGUGUGUCACUGUGGCAUCAGCUUCUGACAGCUAACAGUGAGUUAGUAGCAGGUUUGGGAAAAGGCCCCUUGUCUGUGAUUCUGGAUGACGUCGUGUACCGAAUGGCUCACACAUCCAACCCUGUUGUGGGAGGGGCAGCAAUUAGGACGCUCCUCCUGGUUGCCCGGCAACAAGAAUCCGCCCUGCAGCUUAUCAUCCAUAGGUUCAAAGGGUUGGAGGGCAUGAUUGGUCGAGAAUGGAGGGGGCGGGGCUUCGAUGAGGAAGUGGACCAACUGAUAAAGCUGCUGCACAGAGAAGUCUCCAAACCAGCUGAUCACACAGAGACGUGGCCAGAGGAGUGUGUGAGAGCGGCGUGUGUCAUCCAGGCAGCGUGGAGAUCCUAUCAGACCAGGAGGAGAGUGAAGAGUCUGCCUAGAGCUGUCAGAUCACUGCAGAGGAGCUUCAGGGAGCGGCGGCGGAGGAGAGCGCAGCAGGCUCAGGCUGUGUGCUGGGAGGAGGAGCUGAGACUACAGCUGUGUGUCAGGAGACAGAGAGCCAGGAGAGAGUUCCAUCAGAAACAACUACAGCUACUGCAGCUACUGCCCCCAGGUCAGGUGCAGCAGUACCUCGGGGAGGUGGAGAGGCAGGCUGCAAUACAGAUCCAGAGGGUUUGGCGAGGCCACCGAGAGAGACGAAACUUCCAGCUACGGAGAAACGCACACACACAGCACAGAGCUGCUGUUGUCCUGCAGAGAACAGUCCUUCGCUUUCUGAAGAGGCGGAGAGCUGAGAAAGCCCCUCCUUCCCUCUCCCCUUGGAUUGGUCCUCGGGGUUUGACUGACAGUCGGAGGGCGGAGCUGAAGAGAGAGGUGGAGGAACAUAUUGCCCUGCACCCGUCCUCUGUGGUGUCUCUAGAGGGCAGUAGGGAGCUCCAUGCUCAGACCCAAGCCUUGCUGCUCCAGCAUCUACAGGGGAGAGAGGCAGAGCUGAGAGAACACACUCACACACACGCCUUGCUGGCACAGAUCAACACCGACCUGGAACUACUGCUGAAUGCCCCCUCACUCAGUGUCGCCACAGUAACCGACUGUGACGUGUUCAGGAGUCGCUCUGCCCCCGUAGCCGCCCGCGCCCGGCAAUCCCACAAUGCCUUGCUCCAGUCCGGUCGCCUGCCUUGGUGGAAGAUGCUGGGUGAUGGUGACAUCACCUGUCCAGAAUCAGAAUCCGCCCACAAAGACCACCGGCUGGAGGCAGAGUUUAACUCUCUGUAUUUAGGAGGUAGCUGACGACGUUGUUCCACAACAGUAUUGUAACGCUGUUAUAACAUUGUCAUAGGGCUGUUGUAAUAAUGUCAUUAUGCUCUGGAAUUCAACCAAUCAUGGGUUUCAGUCUGGACUGUGGUUAGUUGAAUCAGGUGUGUUACUGCAGUGGUCUUUUCAUCGGUCUCUGUGUGGCUGGCCCCUUCAGGAAGAGUUUCAGUCUAAGGAAUUGGAAAGCAAUUUUGUGUACAGAAGUCUGCAUUAAAGUUUGUACUUUUCUACUAUUA
Molecule: messenger RNA, 1537 nt
Organism: Oncorhynchus gorbuscha (pink salmon)
Lineage: Eukaryota; Metazoa; Chordata; Actinopteri; Salmoniformes; Salmonidae
Product: IQ calmodulin-binding motif-containing protein 1-like
Exons: 9
Coding region: 114-1277 (387 amino acids)
Biological process (GO): cilium assembly
Cellular component (GO): cilium
Molecular function (GO): calmodulin binding
Source: RefSeq, a predicted model, not a curated record